GGUACGGCAUCAUGUUGUGCCGGGAGGAUUUUCCUGCGUGGCUCUUUGAAUGGCUCCAUCCCCGCCUUAGGUUGGGGUACAGGCAUGGAUAACUUCGAGUACAGCAUCCAGCUGAACGACAGGGAAUGGGCUGAGUUCUUCUUGGCCUCGGAGGAGUGCAACCUCGCCCCGGCCUCGCUGGCCACGGCCGAGGAGCAGUGCCUCAGUGACAUUGAGCAAGGGGACGGCCACGCCAGCCCCGACAGGCUGAUCCCAGCCAGGGAGGGCAGCGAGCCAGCGCCUGGCACGGGGAGCUCUGCCCCACGUGGGGUGCCCGGAGACACCCCCCUGCGCUGGCAGGCCGGUGGGCACCUCGCCCCGGCGGAGCUGCUGUCGGGCAGCGAGGACGAAGCGGAGCUGGGCUCGGUCGGCAGGUUCCUGUGCGAGAGCAACGAGCCCGGCUGCCCGGCCCCCCCUGCCAUGCCCAGCGCUGGGGGCACAGCCCAGGGCAACCCAGGGCAGGACGCAGCAGGUGAAGCAGCGGCAUCGGAGAAAGGAGCAGCCGGAGGCAGCCGAGCCAUGGAGCCCCCCAGCACUCCAAGCACUCCUCAGCAGGCAGGGGACGCGGCAGGGGGACAGCCCCAUGGCGGUUCACCGGCACCCCCUGCCAGGAAAAGGCAUCCCAGCGCCUCCCACUCGGAGCCCAGGCCUCGAGGACCCCCGUGUGACGCUCCCAUCCCGUCCCUGGGGGCUGCACAGGAGGAGGCGAGCGGGGAGAGAGCGGGGCCCGAGCAGAGCUCCCCGGCCGGGUCCCCCAGCGUGGUGAGGCCCAAGGUGCCGGGGCAGCAGAAGAAGAGCCGCAAGCAGCAGCGGGGAGCCGGCGCUGCCGAGGGGGACCCGGGGGGGGCUGCGGCUCAGGGGGCCACACAGGGACCCGGGAAGGCACCUCCGAGCUCACCAGUGUCCUCUCGGAAGAGCAAAGGGAAGGAGAAGGCGGCCAAGGCGGCUUUGGUGAGGCUGGGCAGCGAGGAGGCGGCGGAGGCCAAGCAGCCGGUGCCCGGCUCUGGCGUGGAUGAGGGUGAUCCAGCUGGGAGUGCUCCCCCGAGGCAGAAGGGGAAGGAGCCAGGGGCACAGUCCCCGGGGAAGACAAAGGCCACCAAGCCCUCAAAGGCAGGGCAGGCCGGUGGCUUGGGCUUACGUGACAGUGCACCAGCGAUCCCCGACAACGGAGCCGUGGCUCCUUCGGGAGAGAUGUGCCAGGAGAUGCCAGGGAAGCCUCUCCAAGCCAAGAACGUGGCAGCUUUUGGAGGGGAUGCUGCUGAGGGAACUUGUGGGGAUCCUGCAGCUGAGCCCCCCAGGAAGCUGAGCCCCCCGUGCUUUGCAGAUGGGGCUUCUGCGAGGUCAAACACCCUGGAUGUGACCUGGCCUGAGAUGUAUGACUAUUUGUUCUGUGAUUCCCAAGAGGAGGAAGAAGAGCUGGGGAGCUCAGUGGAGGGGCGGAGAUCACCCUUGCAAAGGGAAAUAUCCUGGCCUGAACUCUAUGAGUAUUUUUUCAACGAACCAGAAGGUAAAAGGAAAAAAGCCAAAGGUAAAGAGAGGAAAAGGAAGAAGUUCGGCAGCUUGGACCACACUGGGCUGCAGAAUGAGGAUCCCAGCUCAGCUCCAGUCAGGGACACUGUGAUUAUCUCGGUCCCUGAGGUGUGUGAACACCUCUUCCCAGAGAGACCGAGGAACAGGACGGGCUGGAGAGGGAUUUUCUCAAUCGCUCCAGCCUCCGAGGUGAAGAGAGCUGUGGGGGCUCUGAAGUCCUUCCUGCAAAGGCAAAGACACCCUGCCAGAGGAGAAGCCCCAGCCUCCCAGGCUCUGGUGCCGAGAGGAUCCGGAGAGAAGUUCGCCCUGGUCCCACUGGCUCCCCCUGGAAGAGGCCAGGUGUGGCUGGAGGGUGAGGACAUGGCCCUUGCACUGACAGGGACGGCAGAGGAUCCGCGGGUGCUGACCCACAAAGACAUGUGCCUGGUCUUCUGUGCCUUUGCGUCCUGGGCAGUGAAGACAUCUGACCUGCAGGCUCCGGAUGCCUGGAAGACCAUGUUCCUGGCAAGUUUUGGCACACUCUCUGCCAUCCGCUACUUCCGGAGGCAGGUCAGAGAAGGACACCCCCGGACUUAGGCUCAGCUCACACUAGAGGUGCUUCCUGGGGACAGGUGGGCACGGUGGAGGGCAGAGACUGCGGACUUUGUUCUUGGACAGUGUGAGAAGCCUGGAUCCCAGCACCACGACUUCUCUUGGACCCAUCCCUACACGGGACAGGACAUCACGGGAAGCAGGAUCCUUCCGGUGACAGGAGUUUAUGGCACGGUAGGCAGUCGGUACCUGUACUGGAGAAAAGGGGAGCCCAGCCUGGGCUGGCUCUGGUGUCUUUCCUUGCACUCUCCUGGGACACUCCCUAGGAGCAGCCAGUGUCUGUCCCAGGGCACUGCUCAUCCCUCCUCCUUGCUGAGGUCACCUGGUGGCAAAGGCAGGCAUGGACGUGGUG
Empidonax traillii (willow flycatcher) is the source of this 2512-nucleotide messenger RNA. It is a transcript of the gene PERM1, whose product is annotated as PPARGC1 and ESRR induced regulator, muscle 1. The record is from RefSeq and is a predicted model, not a curated record. NCBI's taxonomy places the organism in Eukaryota, Metazoa, Chordata, Aves, Passeriformes, Tyrannidae. Gene Ontology annotation, cellular component: nucleus; cytoplasm. The transcript is spliced from 6 exons. Gene Ontology annotation, biological process: regulation of DNA-templated transcription; response to muscle activity. The coding region runs from base 85 to 2145 and encodes 686 amino acids.